Messenger RNA from Ahaetulla prasina, 2989 nucleotides. It is a transcript of the gene THOC3, whose product is annotated as THO complex subunit 3. The transcript is spliced from 6 exons. The record is from RefSeq and is a predicted model, not a curated record. Lineage: Eukaryota; Metazoa; Chordata; Lepidosauria; Squamata; Colubridae. Gene Ontology annotation, biological process: mRNA export from nucleus. Gene Ontology annotation, molecular function: protein binding. Bases 72 to 1043 code for a protein of 323 amino acids. Gene Ontology annotation, cellular component: THO complex part of transcription export complex.
AACUCGGAAGGAAAGUGGUUCGGCGGGGAGGGGGGCGGCGGUUCUGCUGGCUUGAGCCUGGCUAGGUUGCCAUGGCUGUUUCUGCUUACGUGAAGGACAUGCAGGAGAAGUUCCGGGCUAACACGCGGAGCCGCGAAUUCCCUGCGCAUGGGGCCAAGGUCCACUCGGUGGCCUGGAGCUGCUGCGGCCACCGUCUAGCCUCCGGCUCUUUCGACAAGACCGCCAGCGUCUUCGUGUUGGAUAAAGACCGGCUGGUCAAGGAAAACAAUUACCGUGGUCAUGGAGAUAGUGUGGAUCAGUUGUGUUGGCAUCCUAGUAACCCAGAUCUAUUUGUUACAGCAUCUGGUGAUAAAACCAUUCGUAUAUGGGAUGUUCGAACCACUAAGUGCAUUGACACAGUGAAUACAAAAGGGGAAAACAUUAACAUCUGCUGGAGCCCUGAUGGCCAGACUAUUGCAGUAGGGAAUAAAGAUGAUGUUGUCACAUUCAUUGAUGCUAAGACACAUCGGUCCAAAGCUGAAGAGCAAUUCAAGUUUGAGGUGAAUGAGAUAUCUUGGAACAAUGACAACAACAUGUUUUUCCUCACCAAUGGCAACGGAUGUAUCAACAUCCUCAGUUACCCAGAGCUGAAACCCAUUCAGUCAAUUAAUGCCCACCCCUCAAAUUGCAUUUGUAUCAAGUUUGAUCCAACGGGCAAGUAUUUUGCUACUGGAAGUGCUGAUGCAUUGGUUAGUCUCUGGGAUGUGGAUGAGCUGGUAUGUGUACGAUGCUUUUCUAGACUUGAUUGGCCUGUCAGGACUUUAAGCUUUAGCUGUGAUGGCAAGAUGCUGGCUUCAGCCUCUGAAGAUCACUUCAUUGAUAUUGCUGAAGUAGAAACUGGGGAGAAGCUCUGGGAAGUACAGUGCGAGUCCCCAACCUUCACAGUUGCUUGGCAUCCAAAACACCCGCUAUUAGCCUACGCUUGUGAUGAUAAAGAUGGCAAAUAUGAUAACAGUAGAGAAGCGGGCACUGUGAAGCUCUUUGGUCACGCCAAUGACUCUUAGAAGAAAUCUGCUAGAGACUUUAUUUAUGAUUUAGGAUUCUAAGCCAGUGUAGAACAUUCAGAAGACACACAACUCCUCUGGGUUUGUUUUUCUUUGUGGCAGAGAAUAGUGCCAUAAAUUUUAAUUUCUUUGAGAAUUUGGUUUUAAAAAAGUUUUUGUGCAUUGUUAACUGUCCUAGAAGUUGAAAUGAUGUGGACUUCUUUGGAGUGCAUAAAUUAAUUCAGUAUUUUGAUUGCAGAAUUACAGGGGAGCUAUCAAUAUUCUAGCUGCCAAUGCAUCUGUGUCUUCCAUCAUAACAGUCUCUGUCUUGUUUAAUUGAGAGUAUCAGAGGCAAAAACUUCAAACGUGGAUUAUACAUCACUGUAAUUUCCUAUGUCUUGAGAAUGGAAAUUGUGGUUGAGAAUUAUGCUGGUUUCUUCUAGCCAUCUUUGAAACUCUCCUUUUCAUAAUUAACUUUUGAGAAAAUGUAUAUAUGUAUGUGUCUAAUUCUUUUUGUACCGUACGAUAAUGAAAGGAGCAAGGCUGGAAAACGAUACUAAUUUUUGUAUGAUCCCAUUUUUGUAUCUUGGAUAAAGAUAUUUGCUAAAACCUUGUGUAUUGUGGUUUAAAGGGCAAUUUACUUAACUUCUAGGGGGAAAAGUCAUACAGUCUUGGACUAUUGAUCCUCCCAUCUCUAUCUUUUGGGGAAUGAUAUCAGCAGCACUCGAAGAGGUAAAGCCAGACUAAGGGAUGUUAUUGCCUUGUUUGAAAGCUUUCUGGAAGCAACUUGUUGAUGAGUGAGAAUUAGGACAUUGACUGGAUCAAGCUUUUGUUUGACAUAGCUGGCUGUUGUUAUGGAUGAGUAUAUACGGCUCAUCUAAGUGUUCUGCAAUUUUUUAUUUUCAAUCAAAAGAGUUGUGCUGUUGGAAAACUGUUUCCAGAAAAGGAAAUGUAGCUGUAUUAAUAUUUUCAGUCUUGCCCAUUAUUGCUCCAAUUCUGGUGUCUCAGCUCCAUUUUCCUAAUAUGAAAGCCUCUUCCUUCAUUAUUCGUACAAAAUCCACUCAGUGAGGGAUUAUGGAAGAGCUUAUUAUUAUGUCAUGAUUAUGUCAUGAUUAUGAUUAUGUCAUGAUCUGAUUUAUCCAAUUUGGUUUUAUGAAGUGGUAAUGUUAGUGAAGAUGACUGAAAUCAAUUCAGAAUGUUUCCUGCAUAAGAGUGGAGGUGAUUACUGGGGAAAAAGUUAAAAAUAAGUUAGGGUAGCACUUUUUAACUACAGUAGGUGUAGUUUUUUAAUUCAGGUUUAACAAUUCUGUGAGUAAAAAUACUAGACGAUAUGGGAAGAGAUAUCAGACUUGCAAUAGCUACUUUGUUUUUUAGUAGCUACAACCAAAUCCUCAAGCAAAUCCUCAAAAAGGAUGCCUCUGAACAGAUAUUCAACUCAGAAUCUGGAUUUGCUUAGUUUAGAAGUUGCUUUUUUAAGAGGAAGACAUUUGUGACUGGUGCCAGAUACUAAGUUCAUUUACACAAAAAUACACACUUAACUCUCCCAGUAUUUUUUCUUCUCUAAAAUUAAAAACAAAAAGAUGUUACUGUUAUUAGACACCUUGAGCUAGAAACAAUUGGCUCCUGAGGCCUUGCAAUGCAGUCAUUAUGCCCUACGUAGUACAUAACUCUCAGUUGGAUUCCUCCAACGUACUCCACAUGGGGCUGUCUUUGAAAAGUAUUUGGAAGCUACAGCAAGUGCAGAACGCAGCAGCGUGCACAAUCUGGGGGCCCCUCAGGUGGUACAUACAACCACUGUUGCAUGAACUGCAUUGUUUACCAGUCUGCUUCCCGGUCGAAUUCAAGGUGGUUGGGGGAGUCAUUUUGCAAACAUCUUUGUGCUUGGCUGUGUUUGUAGAUGUGCUUUAAAUAUCAUGAGAUGGAUUUAGAUUUGGAUUGAUUUAUGACAAAGUGGAAAUAUUGUUCAA